This is a messenger RNA of Pogonomyrmex barbatus (red harvester ant), 1777 nucleotides long. RefSeq names its product RING-type E3 ubiquitin-protein ligase PPIL2. NCBI's taxonomy places the organism in Eukaryota, Metazoa, Arthropoda, Insecta, Hymenoptera, Formicidae. The record is from RefSeq and is a predicted model, not a curated record. Gene Ontology annotation, biological process: protein peptidyl-prolyl isomerization; protein polyubiquitination; protein folding. Gene Ontology annotation, cellular component: catalytic step 2 spliceosome. Gene Ontology annotation, molecular function: peptidyl-prolyl cis-trans isomerase activity; ubiquitin protein ligase activity.
CCGGAAUUGAUAGCGUUAUCGUUUAUAGCACUAGUUGUUGACGACAGCGCGGGCACGGAAAUCCAAUUUUUACAUUUGUUUUUAAUUUAUUUCGCAUCAUUGCGACGUUUUCUCAUAUAGACUAAUCGUAGAUAUACUUCAAAAAUGGGAAAACGCCAACAUCAGAAGGAUAAGAUGUAUUUAACGUAUACGGAAUGGUCGACGUUAUAUGGUGGAAGGAAAUCAGGAACGAAUCUAGAAACAAGCGAGGAGAAGACAUUCAGACGAUUGCCAUAUGAUCAUUGCUGUUUGUCUCUACAGCCCUUUGAACAUCCUUACUGCGAUUUAAAUGGCAAUGUGUUCGAGUUAGAAGCUAUUUUGCCAUAUCUGAAACAGUACAAGCAUAAUCCUGUAACAGGAAAACCAUUAGACGCCAAGAGCCUAGUUAAACUGAAUUUUUAUAAGAAUGCACAAGACGAAUAUCAAUGUCCUGUUCUUUUUAAAUUGUUUACAAAACAUUCGCACAUUGUUGCCAUUAAAACCACAGGAAAUGUAUUCUCUUAUGAGGCUGUUGAACAAUUGAAUAUAAAAACUGCAAAUUGGAAAGAUUUGAUAAAUGACCAGCCAUUCACACGCAAAGAUAUUAUCACAAUUCAAGAUCCAAAUAAUGCAAUGAAAUUCAAUCUGUCUACAUUCCAUCAUAUAAAAAAUAACAUACGAGUGGAAGAUGAAGAAACUGUGAGAGAAAGGAACAAUCCAAAUGCAAAAUUAAAAACUGUAUCAGCAGAAACAAAAGAGAUCUUGGCAGAAUUAGAGAGAGACUAUAAGCCGAUGAAAAAUGAAAAGGAUGAGACAUCUACACAGAAAGCUGAUAAAUUCAAUGCCGCACAUUACUCUACUGGCGCAGUUGCUGCAGGAUUUACUUCAACGAUAAUGCCAGCGGAGACUAUACAUCAGUCGGCUGUAAUCGCGGAAGAUUUGGUGCGAUACGAGAGAGUCAAGAAAAAGGGGUAUGUGAGAUUAGUCACGAAUUUUGGAGCUUUGAAUCUGGAACUUUACUGCGACUUAGUUCCAAAAACCUGCGAGAAUUUCAUGAAACACUGCCAGAAUGAUUAUUACAAUGGCACAAAAUUCCACAGGUCGAUACGAAAUUUUAUGAUACAGGGCGGUGAUCCGACCAAUACGGGUAACGGUGGCAAGUCCAUUUGGGAUAAACCGUUCGAAGAUGAGUUCAAGCCGAAUUUGAUCCAUCAAGGCAGAGGCAUCCUGUCCAUGGCAAACUCGGGUCCGAACACCAACGGAUCCCAAUUUUUUAUCACAUUCCGAUCGUGCAGACACCUCGAUCGCAAGCAUACCGUCUUUGGCAAGAUUGUUGGAGGCCUGGAUACGUUGAACGCGAUGGAGAGGGUAGAGGUGGACAAUAAAGAUCGACCAAUAGAGGAUAUAAUUAUACAGGGUGUCGAGAUCUUCGUGGAUCCUUUCCAAGAAGCUGAUAAUCAACUCGCUGCAGAACGAGUCGCCGAAACGGAACGACUGACUCGAGAAGCGAGUCAGAACAAACCGAAUAAAACGGACAAGAACGACACUCAAAAAGUUUAUCGAUCGGGCAUAGGAAAAUAUGUGAAGCUGGAACAGGAGAAAUUGGAUAAAUGGGACGGGAAUGCGGAGCCCGUCACGAAAAAGAAGAAGAUUCUGUCACAAUCCUAUGGAGACUUUUCCUCUUUCACUUUCUAAUGGAUUAUUUUCAUUAAAAUAAGUUUAUGAUAUGUGUAUGUGUAUAUAUAUAUAUGGGGGAGAG